AUGGGCCCAAGAUCACCACCUAAAAAUAACGCAAUUAUUAGCAAUAAUAAUACUAGCAUUAAUAAUAAUAUGGUUCCUACUACAAUAUCAAAUGAUAUUGCUGGUACUUUAAUGGUAGAAGAAACUCCAAAUCCCAAUAAUAACUUUCAACAAAAUCCUAAUCAGCAGCAAUCAAAUAAACAAUAUCCUACUCAAGAAAAUAAUUAUCUUCAGCAACAGCAAAAUUAUCCUCCACCAACAUCAACAUCAACGUCACAAUUGCCUAAUCAAUUACAUCAACAAGGUCCAACCCCCAAUAAUAACUUUCAACAAAGUUUCAAUCAGCAGCAAUCAAAUCAACAACAUUCUACUCAAGGAAACAAUUAUCUUCAUCAACAUCAAAAUUUUUCUCCACCAGCAUCAACAUCAACAACGCCAAUACCAACACAAUCGUCUAAUCAAUUAUAUCAACAAACACCAAAUCCCAAUAAUAACUUUCAACAAAAUCCCAAUCAGCAAUCAGACCAACAGCAUCCUACUCAAGAAAAUAAUUAUCUUCAGCAACAUCAAAAUUUUCCUCCACCAACAUCAACAUCAACAUCAACAACGCCAAUACCAACAUUGCCUAAUCAAUUAUAUCAACAAGGUCCAAACCCCAAUAAUAAUUUUCAACAUAAUUCCAACCAGCAAUCAAAUCAACAUCAUCCUGCCCAAGAGAAUAAUUAUCUUCAUCAACAGCAAACUCAUCAAAAUUAUCCUCCAUCAAAAUCAAACUCAACAACACAAUUGUCUCAACAAACUCCAAAUCCCAAUAAUAAUUUCCAACAAAAUCCUAACCAGCAAUCAAAUCAGCAACUUCCUACUCAAGGAAAUAAUUAUAUUCAUCAACAGCAAACUUAUCAAAAUUUUUCUUCACCAACAUCAACGUCAACGACGCCAAUAUCAACGCAAUUGCCUAAUCAAUUAUAUCAACAAACUCCAAAUCCCAAUAAUAACUUUUCAUCAAAAGGUAAUGAAUCUACUACGUAUGGAAACCAUACAACACAAAAUGCACAUCAGGAAUUUUAUAAUCAACAAUAUCAUAAUUCAUACGAAAACUAUUCUAGUAAUAGCAAUCAAGCUCAUUUAAGAGCUCAUAUGCCAGGACAACACAUUCACGGGCAACAAUCUUCUGAGGUUACCGUUGGACCUGAUGGUAACCCAUUACCAUCUUUGUUAACAAAUGGAAGUGGAUUCAAUUUAUUUGAAAAACGUGCUACUACACCUGACAGUCACUUUUCCAUGAGUAGUACUAGUUCAAGAUCAUCUAUUAACAAAAAUAUAAGAUUAUUAAUAGAUGAAAAAAAUGAAAAACUUCAAUCAAUGACUUCGUUAACGCUAGAAAAAGAUGAUGCGGCUCUCCAGAAAUAUGCCGAUGCUGCAAGGAAACUUAAUGAUCCCAGCAUACAAAUGAAUUAUGUAAAAUUUCUUAUUAAUAUGAUGGAAAAUCGUACAAAGCCUAAUGAAACUGACAAUUCAGAAUCUGUUGAAAAAGAUUCUACAACUAACAAGUUUUAUGAAGAAAUUAAGACUUGGAUUGAUUUACUUGUUAAAAACAACUAUCAUGAAGCUUUGUAUACUAAAGGCACUUGGCAUGAAUAUGGAAAGUUUGGUAAGAAAGUUAAUCUAGAUAAAGCCUUCAAGUUAUAUUUAUCAUCAUCAAAGUUGGAUUUUCCAAAAGCAUCAUACAAAGUUGCGCAGUACUAUGAAAAAAAUCGAGAUGUCAAAAGAGCAAUUCAAUUUUACAAAAAAGGUGCAGCAAAUGGAGACGUUCCAUCAUUAUAUGUAACGAUCAAUUAUAUACAAGCUUUAAUAUAUUUGAAACAAGCAGUGACAAAAGUUAACGAAGAAUGUCCAGAAGUAGCAUACGUUUAUGGAUUGAUAUUAGCUAAACAAUAUGAAAAGGCAAAUAUUCCAGAUGAUAUUGUUUCUCCAGAUGAUUCUACAGCAAAGACUUUUAUACAAAAGGCUGCAAACUUAGGUUACGGGCCAGCUUUAUAUAAAAUGGGGCAUUGUUAUGAGUAUAAGCAACUUACUUGUCCAUUUGAUCCCUUACUUUCUAUUUCAUAUUAUAAACGAGCUGCAGAAAUGGGUGAAACAAAAGCAGACUUGGCAUUGAGUAGAUGGUAUCUUUGUGGAGCUGAAGGUUAUUUUGAUCCAGAUGAAUCUUUAGCUUAUGAACAUGCUGAAAAGGCUGCAUCAAAAGGCAUCGCAGAAGCUGAAUUUGUGAUGGGAUAUUUUUAUGAUAUGGGAAUUCAUGUGACUCCGAAUCCUCAAGUAGCAAAUGAAUGGUAUACGAAGGCUGCCGAGAAAGGUAAUGAAGAUGCAAAAAAAAGAUUGGCUAAUGGUGGUAUAAUAACUCGUAAAGAUUAUGAAGAAAUUGAAUUGAAAAAAAAAUCUAAAGAUUGUAUCAUACAAUAA
This is a messenger RNA of Entrophospora candida, 2439 nucleotides long. The record is from the annotation of a GenBank genome assembly. NCBI's taxonomy places the organism in Eukaryota, Fungi, Glomeromycota, Glomeromycetes, Entrophosporales, Entrophosporaceae.